Messenger RNA from Callorhinchus milii (elephant shark), 1180 nucleotides. It is a transcript of the gene mblac2, whose product is annotated as metallo-beta-lactamase domain containing 2. Bases 1 to 852 code for a protein of 283 amino acids. The record is from RefSeq and is a predicted model, not a curated record. Lineage: Eukaryota; Metazoa; Chordata; Chondrichthyes; Chimaeriformes; Callorhinchidae. The transcript is spliced from 2 exons.
AUGUCGCGGGGUGCGGCCGGCAGCGGGCGGCUGGUGAGCGAGGCCCCGGCCGCGGAGUGGCUGGAGAGCCAGGCGCUGGGCGGCGGCCUCCACCUGCUCCGCGAGCGCUUCUUCCAGUCAGGCAACCGCGCCAACAUGUGGCUGCUGCGGGGCUCCCACCUGGACCUGCUCAUAGACGCCGGCCUCGGCCUGAGGAGCGUCCCGGACUACCUGAAGCGGGCCGGGCUGAUCGGCUCCAGGCCGCUGCUGGCCGUCGCCACGCACGUCCAUUUCGAUCACUCGGGCGGCCUGCACCAGUUUGAGAAGGUGGCCGUGCACCGAGCCGAGGCCGAGGCUUUAGUGCAGGGCGAUAACUUCGAGACAGUGACUUGGCUGUCGGACAGUGAGAUAGUAAAGGCCCCUGAGCCGGGCUGGACAGCCAGGAACUACAGCGUGCGGCCCGUGCUGCCGGCUCGGGUCUUAGAGGAUGGUGAUGUUAUUAAUCUUGGAGACCGCCAGCUCACUGUCCUACACAUGCCGGGACAUUCUAGAGGUAGCAUCUGUCUCCAUGACCGGGACCAGCGUAUUCUCUUCAGUGGGGAUGUGGUGUACAAUGGAUCUAUGAUCGACUGGCUGCCUUACAGUAACAUCAGUGACUACACCCAAACCUGUGAACGUCUAAUAGAGCUUGCAGACAAUGAACUUGUGCACAAAGUGUUUCCAGGCCAUUUUAACUCAUUUGGGCCUGAAAGACUCCACAGUCUGGCAUCCAGUUAUAUUUCUAAUGUUGGAUUGUGCCACAAAGUUUCAACAAGUGCAGUAAGAUGCAUAGCAAAUCUAGCUCUUCGUGCAAACAAUUUCAGCUGCACUUAAGCAUGAAAAGUGGGUCGAUAAAGAAGAUGUUUAGGAAUUUAAUUGCGAUCCAGUUUAAGCUGCUGGAUCUCCUGUCCUGCAUGCAAUCAUUGUGAUGUGCAGGAUUUGUGGUUAUAGACCAAAGGCUCUCAGAGGAUUAACAUUAAUACUUGAUAAGCUGAAGAGGCAAGUUUUCAGCCGUGUAUCCUGUAGCAGGACUAGAGAUGUUAUGAAAUGGAAAAAUUCACAUAACAGUAAAUAAGGUAAAGUACAUUGUGAUUGUAUUGAGUUAAGAAGUGAAUAACAUUUGAUUCACAAAUGUGUAUAUAUUAAAUGUGUGACAAACCCA